Messenger RNA from Cicer arietinum (chickpea), 2096 nucleotides. RefSeq names its product lecithin-cholesterol acyltransferase-like 4. Gene Ontology annotation, biological process: lipid metabolic process. Lineage: Eukaryota; Viridiplantae; Streptophyta; Magnoliopsida; Fabales; Fabaceae. The record is from RefSeq and is a predicted model, not a curated record.
UAGCGAAAUCCACGUUGAAAGAUCGACACAAGUGACAAAUCUUUGAAAUUCAACUCUCAUCCACCUACGUUUUCAGCUCUUUCCUUCCUUCCUGGCGAACUCAACAACAAAGUUUCCCAAAUUCAAACCCUAAUCCCCAAUUCAGACAAUCAGAUCAAUUGAUCGUUGUCGUUAGGGUUUCCAUUUGUCGAUGGCGAUGUUGUUGGAGGACGUCCUUCGAUCCAUUGAGCUUUGGUUGCGUCUUAUAAAGAAACCCCAGCCUCAAACCUACGUCAACCCUAAUCUUGACCCUGUAUUAUUGGUACCUGGCGUUGGUGGCUCCAUCCUUAACUCUGUUAGCGUCACCGAUGGUAGCCAGGAACGGGUUUGGGUUCGAUUUCUCUCUGCUGAAUACAAGUUGAAGACCAAACUUUGGUCACGUUACGAUCCUUCUACUGGAAAAACUGAAACCUUGGAUCCAAAAUCAACAAUUGUGGUUCCUGAAGACAGGCAUGGACUUCAUGCAAUUGAUGUUUUAGAUCCUGACUUGGUAAUUGGAAGUGAGGCUGUAUGUUAUUUCCAUGACAUGAUAGUUCAAAUGCAGAACUGGGGGUAUGAAGAGGGAAAGACACUUUUUGGCUUUGGAUAUGAUUUUCGUCAAAGCAACAGGCUGCAGGAAACAAUGGAUCGGUUUGCUGAGAAAUUGGAAUUACUGUAUAAUGCUGCUGGAGGGAAAAAGAUAAACCUCAUAAGUCAUUCUAUGGGUGGUCUUUUGGUGAAAUGUUUCAUGUGCCUGCAUAGUGAUAUUUUUGAGAAAUAUGUUAAGAAAUGGAUUGCAAUUUCUGCACCGUUCCAGGGUGCUCCUGGAUGUACCAAUUCUACCUUUUUAAAUGGAAUGUCGUUUGUGGAAGGAUGGGAGCAGAACUUUUUUAUUUCCAAAUGGAGCAUGCACCAGUUGCUGAUUGAAUGUCCAUCAAUAUAUGAACUGAUGGGUUGCCCAAAUUUUCAAUGGAAACACACACCGGUUCUGGAAUUGUGGCGUGAGAGACUUCAUUCGGAUGGGAAAUCUCAUGCUAUUCUGGAGUCAUAUCCACCAUGUGAUAGCAUUGAGAUUUUGAAGCAAGCUCUUAUAAACAACACAGUUAAUUAUGAGGGUGAGGAAUUGCCCCUUCCCUUCAACUCAGAAAUUUUGAAAUGGGCAAACAAAACAUGGGAGAUUCUUUCUUCUGCCAAACUUCCUCCGGGUGUUAAAUUUUACAAUAUUUAUGGGACCAAUCUUGAGACGCCUCAUAGCAUUUGCUAUGGAAAUGCGGACAAGCCUGUCUCAGAUCUUCAAGACUUACGUUAUUUGGAGGCCAGAUAUGUGUGCGUUGAUGGUGAUGGAACAGUUCCAGUAGAGUCAGCUAAGGCUGAUGGAUUCGAUGCGGAGGAAAGGGUUGGAAUCCCAGGUGAACAUCGGGGUAUCCUUUGUGAACCUCAUUUAUUCAGGAUUCUCAAGCACUGGCUGAGAGCAGGAGAUCCUGAUCCCUUUUACAAUCCUGUCAAUGAUUAUGUGAUUCUACCUACUGCUUUUGAAAUGGAGAGGCAUAAAGAGAAGGGUGUAGAAGUAGCAUCCCUUAAAGAGGAAUGGGAAAUUAUUUCCAAUGACCAAGAUGGCCAAUGCAAUACUGGUGAUAAAAUGUCUUUGAGCUCAAUAUCAGUUUUGCAGGAAGGAGCCAAUAAUUCCCAUUCUGAGGCUCAUGCUACUGUCUUUGUUCACCCUGGCAAUGACGGUAAACAGUCCAUUGAACUGAAUGCCUUAGCAGUUUCAGUUGAUGCCUCAUGAAUCGUUCGGUUGAAGUAUGUGUGAACAUGGUUGGAAUACUUUCUGUAUAUUUAAUUGUGGCUGUCAUCUCUUUGUAUAUAUAAGGAUAUUCAUAUGAUGCCGCCGCCAUAUUCCUCCAUGUUCUAUAUUGUAUAAUAUGAAGUAUGAGUCAGUUAUGAUAAAGAAUACUAUCUGACAUUCUUAUCAAACUUUGUAAAGAGUGGCGUGCUAUUAAUAUUUGUAUCAGCCUAAUGUACAAAGUUCAUUUGAAAAGUUACUUUACUAAUUAUUGACUCACAACUUUUACUAUUAA